AAUGUCGAAAGAGCCGUCGCCAACGCAGACUUGGUCUGGCACCACUGCGCAGCCGCAGCUUCCCUUUCUCCCCGCCCCCGCUUCUACCGCGAGUCUGACGUGGAAGUCGCUGCCGCAAAGGACUCCUUGCUGGGGCCGGGGCCGGCGCCGGGGCUGGGGUCGUGGAGCCCGAGGAGGCCGAUCGGCCGCGGCGGCUCUGAGGCCCGAGAAGAAGUUGUAGGACUCGGGCGCCGCGCAACAAGCAGCGGGGAGCGGGCGCAGUCAUGGGUGGCUUUUUCUCAACUAUUUUUUCCAGUCUGUUUGGAACUCGGGAGAUGAGGAUUUUAAUUUUGGGAUUAGAUGGAGCUGGAAAAACGACGAUUUUGUACAGAUUACAAGUUGGAGAAGUCGUUACUACUAUUCCCACCAUUGGUUUCAAUGUUGAGACAGUAACAUACAAAAACCUUAAAUUUCAAGUCUGGGAUUUAGGAGGACAGACAAGUAUCAGGCCAUACUGGCGAUGUUAUUAUUCAAACACAGAUGCAGUCAUUUAUGUUGUAGACAGCUGUGAUCGAGACCGCAUUGGAGUUUCCAAGUCAGAGUUAGUUGCCAUGUUGGAGGAAGAAGAGCUAAGGAAAGCGAUUUUAGUGGUGUUUGCAAACAAACAGGACAUGGAACAGGCCAUGACCCCUACAGAGAUGGCAAAUUCACUCGGGCUUCCUGCGUUGAAGGACCGAAAAUGGCAGAUUUUCAAAACAUCUGCAACUAAAGGCACUGGCCUUGAUGAGGCAAUGGAAUGGUUAGUAGAAACGUUGAAGAGCCGGCAGUAACCUCACACAACGGUGACAUCAGGCAUCCCUUCUGGAACAGUCAAAAGAGCCACACACUACCACCAAAUGUUAAUACAGUUUCUGGCAUCUUCUGGACUGACUGAAACACUUGUAAUAUUGAAAAGAAAGUUUUUGUUCAAGGGAUAUCUUAUCUGGAUUGAACCAACUGAAUGUCUAUUCUGUAUUAUAUAAUCUUUUCUUGUUUUCCUGUUUUGUCAAGGUAGAGUCUGUUCAUUUGUAUGGAAUUUCUAGCCAGGUAUGGCUUUUGAAAAAUGCAUCCUUAUUGGAAUUAAAAUUUAAUUUUGGAGUUAGUGGCUAUAGCUUGUUUGUUGUAAACACUAAUAAAUAUCAAAACUGUCACUGUA
Trichosurus vulpecula (common brushtail) is the source of this 1174-nucleotide messenger RNA. RefSeq names its product ADP ribosylation factor like GTPase 1 (gene ARL1). Bases 264 to 809 code for a protein of 181 amino acids. Gene Ontology annotation, molecular function: GTPase activity; GTP binding. The record is from RefSeq and is a predicted model, not a curated record. Gene Ontology annotation, cellular component: Golgi apparatus; cytoplasm. NCBI's taxonomy places the organism in Eukaryota, Metazoa, Chordata, Mammalia, Diprotodontia, Phalangeridae. Gene Ontology annotation, biological process: vesicle-mediated transport; intracellular protein transport. The transcript is spliced from 6 exons.